AUUUAAUCCCCGCGACUGCAGCAGCGCCGGCUCCCUCCCGGUCCCCGCCUCGGCCCCGGGCUUGGAAGCGGCUCGGGGGCGCCCUUUCGGCCAGAGACGUUGUCUGCCCCCUCCCCAGCCCCAGUCCCUGGAGACCCAGGAUCGCCAGCGCCCAGCCAGGGAGCCGGCCGGGAAGCGCGAUGGGGGCCCCUUCCGCCCUGCCCCUGCUCCUGCUUUUCGCCUGCUGCUGGGCGCCCGGCGGGGCCAACCUCUCCCAGGACGGCUACUGGCAGGAGCAGGAUUUGGAGCUGGGAACUCUGGCUCCACUCGACGAGCCCAUCAGCUCCACAGUCUGGAGCAGCCCUGACAUGCUGGCCAGUCAAGAUAGUCAGCCCUGGACAUCUGAUGAAACAGUGGUGGCUGGCGGCACAGUGGUACUCAAGUGCCAAGUGAAAGAUCAUGAGGACUCCUCCUUGCAGUGGUCUAAUCCUGCCCAGCAGACGCUCUACUUUGGGGAGAAGAGAGCCCUUCGAGAUAAUCGGAUUCAGCUGGUUAGCUCUACACCCCAUGAGCUCAGCAUCAGCAUCAGCAAUGUGGCCCUGGCAGAUGAGGGCGAGUACACCUGUUCCAUCUUCACUAUGCCUGUGCGGACAGCCAAGUCCCUCGUCACUGUGCUCGGAAUCCCACAGAAGCCCAUCAUCACGGGUUACAAAUCAUCAUUGCGAGAAAAGGACACAAUGACGCUAAACUGUCACUCUUCUGGGAGCAAACCUGCAGCCCAGCUUACCUGGAGGAAGGGUGACCAAGAACUCCAUGGAGAACCAACCCGAAUACAGGAAGAUUCCAAUGGAAAAACCUUCACAGUGAGCAGCUCAGUGACAUUACAGGUUACCCGGGAGGAUGAUGGAGCAGACAUCGUGUGCUCAGUGAACCAUGAAUCUCUAAAGGGAGCUGACAGAUCCACCUCUCAACACAUUGAAGUUUUAUACACACCGACUGCAAUGAUUAGGCCGGACCCUCCACAUCCCCGUGAAGGCCAGAAGCUGUCGCUACACUGUGAGGGUCGUGGCAAUCCUGUCCCCCAGAAGUACCUUUGGAUGAAGGAGGGUAGCGAUCCACCUCUGAAGACGACCCAGGAGAGCGCGCUCAUCUUCCCCUUCCUCAACAAGAGUGACAGUGGUAUCUACGGCUGCACUGCCAUCAGCAACAUGGGCAGCUACACGGCCUACUUCACUCUCAAUGUUAACGACCCCAGUCCAGUGCCCUCGUCCACCAGCACCUACCAUGCCAUCAUCGGCGGGAUUGUGGCUUUCAUCGUCUUCCUGCUGCUCAUCCUGCUCAUCUUCCUCGGCCACUACUUGAUCCGGCACAAAGGAACCUACCUGACGCACGAGGCCAAGGGCUCUGAUGAUGCCCCAGAUGCGGACACAGCCAUCAUCAACGCAGAAGGCGGGCAGUCAGGAGGGGAUGACAAGAAGGAAUAUUUCAUCUAGGGGCACCUGCUCACCUCCUGUGCCCCCCAGGGGCCCCGUGGGGACUGCUGGGGCCGUCACCAACCUGGACUUGUACAGAGCGACCCCAGGGCCGCCCCUCCCGCUUGCUCCCCAGCCCACCCACCCCCCUGUACAGAAUGUCUGCUUUGGGUGCGGUUUUGUACUCGGUUUGGAAUGGGGAGGGAGGAGGGCGGGGGGGAGGGGAGGGUUACCCUCAGCCCUUUCCGUGGCUUCUCUGCGUUUGGGUUAUUAUUAUUUUUGUAACAAUCCCAAAUCAAAUCCGUCUCCAGGCUGGAGAGGCAGGGCUCCUGGGGUGAGGAAAGAAAAAAAAAAAAAAAAUGAAAGAAAAAAAGAAAAACAAAAACAAAAAAAAACAAAAACAAAAAAUGAAAAAACAAAAUCAAAAAAAAAGAAAAAAAAGAAAAGAAAAGAAAACCUGGAAUGCUCGAGGAGAAUGAAGGUGGAGGGGUAGGAAAUGGGUAAGGAACAGGGCUGUUUCGGAGGUAGGGGCUCUCCCCAGACCUCUUCCCUCUAUUCUCCCAGCAGAGGAGGUUCCCAGACUUCAGAGACCCAGGAACAGGAAGGUUGUGAGCAGGGGCUGGUGGUAGCUUUUCCUCUGCGAGCCAUGCACUGUGAGUCAUGGAUAGGGAGACAGGUGCCACCCUGAAGCAGAGUGGAAAAGUUGUCUGGGAGAUGUGACCUGGAGCCAUGUGGGGACCCAGGGCUUUAACACUGGGAGGACACGGGUCCCUGUAAAGAGGGUAGAUUUGGAGAGAAAGGACUGAUGGUGGAGAAAGCCCUGUCCACCCCUCCUCACGAUGAAUGAAACCAGGCCUUGGGGGACAGCAGAGCUCAGCUGCCCUUCCUAGUCCCAGCAGCUGUGGGAGAGGCGCUGCUCUGGGGCCUGAACCGCAUCUGCUUCCCCGCCAAGGUGUCCCUCACUCUUACCUACCACCCUGGACUGUUGCACGGCAACCGCUCCUCUCAUGGCAUUGCUCAGCAACUCCUCCAACAUCUUGUGCCACCUUGUGCCCCUUCCUAUCCCCUAUACCAGCCUUCGUUCCUUCCUCCCUCAGCAGCCAGGCAGACAUAACAACAAAAAUACUAAAAGGAGCUUCACUGCA
This is a messenger RNA of Sciurus carolinensis (gray squirrel), 2596 nucleotides long. It is a transcript of the gene Cadm3, whose product is annotated as cell adhesion molecule 3. The record is from RefSeq and is a predicted model, not a curated record. The transcript is spliced from 10 exons. Lineage: Eukaryota; Metazoa; Chordata; Mammalia; Rodentia; Sciuridae. Gene Ontology annotation, cellular component: presynaptic membrane. The coding region runs from base 180 to 1472 and encodes 430 amino acids. Gene Ontology annotation, biological process: homophilic cell-cell adhesion.